Messenger RNA from Sapajus apella (tufted capuchin), 1146 nucleotides. RefSeq names its product nucleolar protein 12 (gene NOL12). NCBI's taxonomy places the organism in Eukaryota, Metazoa, Chordata, Mammalia, Primates, Cebidae. The record is from RefSeq and is a predicted model, not a curated record. Gene Ontology annotation, molecular function: RNA binding. Gene Ontology annotation, cellular component: nucleolus. The coding region runs from base 91 to 723 and encodes 210 amino acids. The transcript has 6 exons.
GCGGAGCGACGCUGAGGGGUGCACCCGGGAGGAUGAGUACGCUGCACCCGGAAGUGUCUCCGGUGAGAGGAAGGUGGUGGCCUCACCGCUAUGGGCCGCAACAAGAAGAAGCGAGAUGGUGACGACCGGCGGCCCAGGCUAGUUCUCAGCUUCGACGAGGAAAAGAGGCGGGAGUACCUGACAGGCUUCCACAAGCGGAAGGUCGAGCGGAAGAAGGCAGCCAUUGAGGAGAUUAAGCAGCGGCUGAAAGAGGAGCAGAGGAAGCUGCGGGAGGAGCGCCACCAGGAAUACUUGAAGAUGCUGGCAGAGAGAGAAGAGGCGCUGGAGGAGGCAGAUGAGCUAGACCGGCUGGUGACAGCAAAGACGGAGUCAGUGCAGUACGACCACCCCAACCACACAGUCACCGUGACCACCAUCAGUGACCUGGACCUCUCCGGGGCUCAGCUGCUCGGGCUGACCCCACCUGAGGGAGGGGCUGGAGACAGGUCGGAGGAGGAGGCAUCAUCCAUGCCCACCAAAGCCUUGCCCAGGAAGUCCAGAGACCCCCUGCUCUCUCAGCGGAUCUCCUCCCUCACAGCAGCACUGCAUGCACACAGCCGCAAAAAGGUCAAGAGGAAACAUCCCCGCAGGGCCCAGGACUCCAAGAAGCCCCCAAGGGCCGCUCGCACCAGCAAGGCCCAGCGUCGCCGUCUGACAGGCAAAGCACAGCACAGCGGGGAGUGAGGCUGAGAACCAAGCUGUGCCCCAGCCUAGGCUGCAGGGACCUGGCCUUUGUCAUCUUGCUGUCCCUGUCACCCAGCCUGCACCAGCGUGAUGACUGCACAGCUCAGAGUUGGGAAGCCAGGACCUCUCUGGCCUGGGGCCGGCUGCCUUUGCCUGGGGUUUGAAUUCCAGGAGUGGGCAGCUGAGCGCAGCCUGCCCCGGGAAGAGCCUUCAGAGCCACGUUGGGGCAUCUUCCCAAAUGUGCACGCCACCUGGCACUCAUCAAAUUUGGGAAACUCAUCAGAGAUUUGUGCACUUGUGAUUUGUUUGCCCCUGAUACCACAUGCAAGGGCAGGUUUCUGGGGCGGUGGACAUGGUCAGGGGCCAUGGCUCUGUUCCCAGCAGUUUUCCCUGUGGCUGCAAUAAAGUCCAGUUCUGCUUCUA